AUGGAUCUCCUCUCCUCAAUCCGCAAAUCCGGGUCUCGCGGUGGUGUCAACUUUUCUUGGGACGAUGUCAGCACCUCGCAGCACCGCGAGAACUACCUGGGCCACUCGCUCAUGGCCCCCGUCGGACGAUGGCAGAAAGGCCGUGACUUAGGAUGGUAUGCGAAAGGCGAUGACGAGAAAGGCGAAGAUGGCGAGACAGCGGAGGAGAAGAAGGCUAGGGAGAGGAAAGAGGAGAUUAGAAAAAUCAAGGAGGCAGAGGAAGAUGCGCUCGCUAGAGCGUUAGGUCUACCGGUUGCGGAUAGAGGGGAUGCCACGGGCGCGAAUAGUAUUAGCGUUGGCGAAGUGAACAGAAUGGUCAAGGAGGCCGGGGUGGGCGAUGAGGAUGAGGUUGAUGAUAUAGGGAAGGGAAAGGGAUUUGGAGAAUUUGUAGGGAAAACACAGGGUGACGAGACUGCGGACUUGGAUGCCGCCGAGCCAGAACGUGGAGCCGAAGUCGUAGCAGGGAGCGGAGACACAGGCGACAUCGAAAUCGAUCAGGGAGUCGAGAGAGACAUAGGAGGCGGCCUAGAAGUGGUGAGAGACAUCGCCAUAAGUCUAGACGGGAGGAAUAUUUGGGCCGGAGUGGCGGGAGGCCAGAACGUGGAUACAGGAGCAGAAGCCCCGAUAGGCACAGACGCCGUCCAGAUCGAGAGGAGGGACGAAGACAUCCGGAACAUAAGUCUCGAAGGAGUCGGUCCCCUGACGAUGCGAGGGGCCAUGAUCGUGGACGAGAAAGAGAUUUUGAGAGGCGCCGAUGAAGCAACCCGGACCAACGUCGUCUACAUACUAUGCGACAGCAACUAA
Molecule: messenger RNA, 843 nt
Organism: Venustampulla echinocandica
Lineage: Eukaryota; Fungi; Ascomycota; Leotiomycetes; Helotiales; Pleuroascaceae
Exons: 2
Coding region: 1-843 (280 amino acids)
Source: RefSeq, a predicted model, not a curated record